CUGUGGCCUCCGCCUCGUCCUUCUCUCUCUGCGCGCUUCCUCUUUCCGGUUAUGGAAGUCUACUAGAAAGACAUUUAAACUGCAGCUGCUUCGCAGGACUACCACAAAACCAACUCCGGCUCACUCACCGCGUCCACGAUGCCGGUGGCAGUCGGUCCGUACGGCCAGACGCAGCCCAGCUGCUUCGAUCGGGUCAAAAUGGGCUUCAUGAUGGGGUUUGCUGUGGGAAUGGCUGCCGGCGCCAUGUUUGGCACUUUCUCCUGUCUCAGGAUCGGGAUGCGCGGCAGGGAGCUGAUGGGAGGCGUGGGAAAGACCAUGAUGCAGAGCGGGGGGACGUUCGGGACGUUCAUGGCCAUCGGGAUGGGGAUCCGAUGCUGAGGACACGCCCCCCUCCCCUUCACUCUGCUGCUCCCUCUGUCUGCUCUCUAGUUUUGUCAAUAAAAGUCCACGCUCGACACGCUGCAAA
Messenger RNA from Salarias fasciatus (jewelled blenny), 466 nucleotides. RefSeq names its product reactive oxygen species modulator 1 (gene romo1). NCBI's taxonomy places the organism in Eukaryota, Metazoa, Chordata, Actinopteri, Blenniiformes, Blenniidae. The record is from RefSeq and is a predicted model, not a curated record. The transcript is spliced from 3 exons. Gene Ontology annotation, cellular component: TIM23 mitochondrial import inner membrane translocase complex. Gene Ontology annotation, biological process: protein insertion into mitochondrial inner membrane; protein import into mitochondrial matrix. The coding region runs from base 139 to 378 and encodes 79 amino acids.